GUUUAUAUCAGAGAACCCAAUGGAGUCUUUUGAAGAACCUGGUCGUAUUAGUAAGGAAAACUUAUUAGAAGUUCCUACUUCAAAUGAUUCUCUCUCAGAAGAUGAAGAUGUUAAAAGUACACUUGAGGCUCGUUUCUCACCCAGCCCCAGAAGACGGAAUUCAGAUUCUUCUGAAGAAACGGAGCCAGAAGCUCCAUCUACUAUUGCAAGAAAAGUUUCAUUUGCUGAUGCAUUUGGUUUUGACCUUGUAUCUGUUAAGGAGUUUGAUACCUGGGAAGUCCCAACUACAUUACCAAAUGAUGACUUAGAAGAUGAAGUUGUGCCUGUGGAGGAAUUCUAUUUAAUGCCACUGUUUACACUACCCACCACACAAGAAGAGCUUUUGCAAAAAGUGCGUGCUCAGAAAGUAUGGCUAGAGUCCGUAGAGUUUCUACCAGGGAUAACAUGUAUGAAGGGCAUUAUUCGUGUUCUAAACAUCUCCUUUGUAAAGCUGGUCUACGUUAGGAUGUCUUUGGACAACUGGCUGACUUAUUACGACAUUUUAGCAGAAUAUGUGCCUAAUUCUUGUGAUGGUGAGACCGACCAGUUCUUGUUCAAGAUUUCAUUGGUUCCUCCUUAUCAAAGGGAUGGCGCUAAAGUUGAAUUUUGUAUACGUUAUGAGACAUCUGUAGGGAUAUUUUGGGCAAACUACAACCACCGUAAUUAUAUUUUGAUGUGUCAUAAAAAUGAAACUGCACCGGUGGAGGAUACCAAACUCCAGGAAGACACAGAUAAACAUAUCAAAGGCUGCUUAAAGUCAACGCUGAACAGUAAAGAAGAAAUAUUGGCAAUGGCUGAUGAAGACAUAUGGAAUAAUUCCAGGGCUUCAGAGUCAAGCAUCCCCAAAAUUCGUUGUUUGGAUGUGGAUGACAAUGAAAUUAAACAAAGCAAAGAAAAUGUAAAAGAUAAAAAUGUGGAACAUAAUGAAGAAGAUAACGAAGACAAUGAAAAAGAAUUAGAAUUGCUGCUCAGAUAUCACUUCACAAGAACCAGAGGUUCUUCCAGGGAUGAAAACAAUGCAUACCUAUCCGAGCCAGUUAAAUUUCCAAAUGACCAACAAGAUUUGGGGGAGAGGGUCAACUCUGGCUUGGUUAGGCAACCCCUGCCUAUCAGCUGUUUGACAGAACAUGUUUUACAAGAGCAAGAAUUGCAAAAUACUCAGAAGUAUUCCACAGGAUAUGAUUAUAGCCAGUUACCCCCUGAAAAACAUUCUGCAGUGGAGUCAGUAAACAAUAGUGCACAGUCUUUGGAAUGUUUCAGUACAAGUGAAACCCUUUUAACACAGGAGUAUUGGCCUGGAACAAAGGAAAAUGAGGCUGCUUAUAGUACAGAUGUUAUUGCAAGCAAACAAGUAAUGAGUCAUGAAGAUGUUCCCAAAGAUGAAACUGAUAGUGCCCCAGGAAGUAAAACAAUAGAGAGGUUGUUCAUCAGUGAGGAUGAUUAUGAUCAGCACCAAGAAGGCUGGGAAAGAAGAUCAGAAACAAUUCCCUUAAAUCAAGGUGAGCCAAUCCAGUUAAAGGAAAGUAUAUUGGGAGGACAGGGUGACAACAUGGAGCCAGUACAUGAGCAAUAUGUGCAAAGAACUUUUCCCCAAACCUCAGAAUCAUCUUUGGAAAACAUUUUCAUAAAUAAACCUAUAAAGGAGAUCUUUGAUAACAAAACCCAGCCACAUUUAAGAGGAACAUUACAUGACAACAUCUUUGCUGAUGUUGAUGUAGCAAUAACUUCGUUAGGAAGUCCACAUACCAAAGAUGAUGAUGUAGAAGAAAAAUAUAUGACAGAGUAUAAUAUUGAUAUGGGAAAAGAAAUCAAAUUGAACAUUUUAGAACAUCCUUCAGAAGAGAAACAAGUGUACCCUUUAACAACAAACCCUGCUGAUACAAAGUAUCUUGCUGAAAUACAAAAUCAGUCAUGGUUGUACACCACAGAUAGUUAUGAAUUAGGCAUAGCAACUGAGGUAAGCCAAGGAGAAGUCAUGAGGCCUUCCAGUGAGCUUGGUGAAAUUCAAGCUGAGGCAAUUCAUGAAUCAGCAGGACCACCAUGGUUAAAUGAUAAUGACAGCUCAGUCAGAAGAAACAAAGAACAAGGAAGUUCCAUUGUAAGUAAAGAUUUUAACAGAAUGAACAACCAAUAUUCAGAAGACACUAAUAAAGUUCAAUUUUGCACAAGUAACCCCAAUUUAGAAACAACAACAGACGAAGGAAUCUCCACUCACUCUGCAUCAAUAAAUCAAGAGGAUGUGUUUGAUGCUGGGGGGAAUGUAGAAAAAGGAAAGUACUGUCAGAGCUAUGACCCAGAAAACAUAAGUAUUUUGGAGGCAGAGCCCUGCCAAAAUGAACCUGACAGGGUUAUAACUGAUGAUCACAGCAAUAGGGUUGGGCUGGGGAAUCAAAGUUGGAGUGCCUUAGAAAGUCAGUUUGCAGAAAGGGAAAGGGAAGCCAAUAAAAGAGUGCAAAUGAAAGAGCUAACAGGUGGCGAAGCCAUGUGGGGAAUUAGAGAUAAUACAAGAUGUUUGAAUGUAACUCCCACAGAUGAAUUGUUUACCUGCCAAGACCCGGUGAGAUUUGAAGAGUCUUCCGUAGCUGAGUAUGAUAGUACAGGAGAAGCCGAGGCAGGUACAGCAGCUUAUAUAAUUAAAAUGACAUCAGAAAGUACUCCAGAAAAAAUGUCUGCUAGUGAAGAAGCAGUAAUUGUUAAGCUACCUCAAGAGACUGCACUAAGUGACAGGCCCACAGAGGAAAAGGAAACAGUGUUUGAUAUACAUGAAGGGAGAAAUGAUGGUUCCCAUUAUCCUCUUUGUCAAUGCAAUACAGUGGGUGUAUUAUAUGACACCAAAUUUGAAAAGGAAUCAGUUUCAGAUAUUUAUAAUGCACGCACACAUGAAACAGCGCAAGAAGAAAUGAUGUCAGUAUCCAAUGCAAGCAAAAAGUUUGCCAGAGCAGAACAUAACAGUGGAAAUGAUUCACCAUUAGGUGAAAUAUUAUGGACUUCUGCUGCAGAAGGAAAAACAAUCAUGAAGCAGGAUUUAUCUUCUGAAACAUCUCUUAAUGCUUCACAAUAUCCUCAGCCAGGCCUGCACCAUGAACAGGCUGAAGAGGAAAGCGUUUGGGAAACAUUUCCCCAUGUAGGUACUAAAACUGAACACAAAAUUUCUCCUUCUAAUAUAAAUACUGUGGCCAGCUCUUAUGAAAGUGCAUCAACCCCAGUUUCUGAAGAGUCCAUGGGAGUUUAUACUGCUGAAAGAGGCAAUGUAUCCCCUCCAUACAUGGAACCUUCAGUCAAUAUUUCAGCCAGGUUAGGAUGCAUCUUCAGCCCAACAAAUGUAGUAACUGACUUUAUUCCAAAUAUUUCCUCAGAGGUUGAACUUGGAGAUCUUCCUCAGAGUUCAGCACUGUUGCCUUCUCGUGAGGAAGGAGGAAGGAGUGUAAGUGAAUUUGUCCAUAAACCAGAGCUCAAGUUAGGAAUGUUUUCAGGGCCAACCAUUUUAAUCAGUGAGCCCACUGAAGAAAGGGAAGAGACAAGCUCUGAAUCUGAAGGAAUAACUGAAGAGAAAAUACUGUACUUGAAUAAUGAAGGAUGUGACAACCUGCCGAGGUUUGACCAUGCAGAAAUUCCUGGCCAGCAAAAUGAAGCUUGUAGUUUAGCUGCUGAAUGCCUAGUUUUAAAGCAAAUUGGUUACAAAAUACUUUAUUUCCUCUUGUUUGUUGUGUUUUGUGUAACUCUGUACCACUAUGAUUUAAUUGUUUGCUUUGCAAUGUACCUAUUUUCAUUGUAUUGGCUAUAUUGCGAGGGCAGGAGAAGUAAGGAAUCUGUCAAAAAGGAGUAAAGACCUCUCUGUCUUUGUGAAGUACUUAACAUUUAAUCUCAGUAUGUCCCAAAGGACAGCAAGUCCACUCUUAGAACCAAUGCAAGAUCCACCCCUUCCCCCCGAAGCAUAGCUUAAAGGAAUGCACAUGAAGUUUGCUCCUUCAUAAUAAGUAAUUAUUCUGCAUAGGACCAUUAUGUUUGGAUCAUUAAAUACCGAUAUGAAUAUGAGUUCUGAAGCACAUCAAGUUAAAAUUAAAUACAGCUGCUGUUCCUUAUCAAGUUAUGGAGAUGUGAAGCUUCAGCCUUUUCAGAUUAUAUUGCAUUCAUUUGUUUUGUGGUAAAGCUUCAUUUUCCCCCCAGAGGUUU
Euleptes europaea (tarantolino) is the source of this 4212-nucleotide messenger RNA. RefSeq names its product protein phosphatase 1 regulatory subunit 3A (gene PPP1R3A). Gene Ontology annotation, cellular component: protein phosphatase type 1 complex. Lineage: Eukaryota; Metazoa; Chordata; Lepidosauria; Squamata; Sphaerodactylidae. Bases 20 to 3865 code for a protein of 1281 amino acids. Gene Ontology annotation, molecular function: protein phosphatase 1 binding; glycogen binding. Gene Ontology annotation, biological process: regulation of glycogen biosynthetic process. The record is from RefSeq and is a predicted model, not a curated record. The transcript has 4 exons.